GUGUAUUAAUUGAAUUAGAUGAAAGCACAUAGUUGAAAUAUAUGUAGUACGGUAGCUGAACAUAACGGUCGAACGGAAUGUGAACAAUGCAACGAUUAAUUGAAAUAAAAUUGCGAAAUGAAGCUGAACGGAGAAUAAAAGAUUUUAGUACUAUGAGCUCUAAGCAACAACAAACGAAGGGAGCGGCCACAGACAAAAAUGUGGUCGACACAGCCGACCCAACCGUCGAUGAUGAUAAUAAGAGUGAUAGCGAGUACGAAUACGAGUACGAAGAGAUCGAGGUUGAAGUCGACGAGGAUUAUGAAGAAGAGUAUGUCGACGAAACGGGAGGCAAGGUGAUGAUUUCUGAAGUCGAAACAAUCGUGCCAAAGGAGGAAAAGAAGGCACAGGAGACGCUUGUUCUGAAGUCUGAUGGAACGACACAGAAGUUGAUUCAAAAAUCGAAGGUGUCCCGAACAACGGUCAGUCAAGAGAAACAAGUGAAGCAAGAGAAACAAGUGAAGCAAGAGAAACAAGUGAAGCAGGAAAAGCAAGAGAAAGUAACGAAAGUAGGAAAAAUAGAAAAACACGCCAAAGUGGAAAAGGUCGAAAAAGUUGAAGAAGUGGAAGCGCCCAAAGAGCAGGAAGGGAUCGAUAAGCCGCGAUUGGGUCGUGCAUUGACAAGCCAAGAAGAGUCAAUACUGUUGCCUCUACUCCAAGGAUUGUUAUCAGCGAACGGAAACGAUCUAACGAAAAUGAAACAUGAGAAUACGCCGUCGCGAGAGAAAGAACCAUCCACAAGCAACAAGAAUAGCCGAUCUAAUUCGCUUGCCGAUAAAAACGAAAAAAGUGACUCGGCAAAUGGAUCAAAUAUUCUGGAUGAGUUGUCAACAGCGUUGAAUCGACUGCAAAGUACGCUGUUGGAAGAGCAAGAAGUCGUAACCGAUACGCGGAAAAGGAACACAAUUCUAACGCUCGUCGCUUGGCUAAAACGCGUUUUGCAAACGUCAACCACCGACAAUGCCGAAGCGCAGCUGUUUUCACUGACCGAACUGUUGCCAACGGAAUUAUUGCUCUCGAAACUAAUGCCACAAUUGAAUAACGGUAUUGGCAAUGAUAAUGGCAAUGAUGAGACACCGCAAAACGACCGAUCACCGUCUUCGAAACGCUUUUCGCGACAAAAGAACAAUCGUUUCAACACGGUUGGUGUGAGUAAAGAAGAAUUGGCCGACGCACGAUUGUACUUGCAGAAGAAACUUUUGUCGGAAAAUCUUGCACAAACAACUGCCACCAAAGUGUCACACGAAGUUGAGCAACAACUCCUGCACGACGAGAGUGAUGACAGCCGUCGCAAGUCAUUGAACUUAACCUUUUCAAAUGACUUGGACAAAGAUAUUCGAAGUAUCUUUCGUGAAAGUAAAAAUUCAAGAUCGUUUUCAAAAUCAAUCGAUAUUGUACCAUCACCGGAGAGUGUGAAUUUGAAGCAUGUAUUCCCAGUGAAUCGACUUGAUAAAUCGAAUGCCUUGCCAGCAGCAGCAGCAACAACAGUAGCAGCAACAACGACUACUAUGACUCGAACGGAACAAACAAUAAGUCAAUCGAAAACCGCUUUGCGCCGAAAAUCGAAUCCAUCGGUUGAUGCAUUGACCGACUCCGAUGAUGAGGACUCACAAAAUGCUCAACAAACUCCAUCAAAUGGAACUGCAAACACCGCAAAUAAAUCAAUGAACAAAUUUGCACUACGCAAAAUGAAAAUGAAACGUGCCAAUACGAUUGAUGUACCGAAAGAACAAUUGGACACAUUUAAUGACGAUCAUGGAUUUUCGGAUGGCUUCAAAAAUAGUUUCGACCAUGAAAAGACAGUGGAUGAUAUUCGUGAGAAUAUAAAAUCGAAUUGUAACAAUGAAGUGGAUAAGAAUCACUUGCCCGAUUUCAAAGUCAAGUCAUCGGGUGAUAAGAAGUUUAUUGCAUUUUUGAAUAAGAAUGCGGACGAAAGUCAUUCAUCAUGGGUGAAUCCGUUGAAAACAACGUUGCCCGUGCAAAAGUCCAACUGGAGCAAUAAAUUUGGCAAUUUAAAAAAUUCGUUCGAACAUGAAGCCCCACAAUUGCCCGUAUCACCAAGAUUAAGUAAAAAGAAUAACUUUACGCAUGCGCCAACCUCACCAUUUAAGAUCGUUCAAGGUAACAAACCGCCACAGGUUCCGAAUGGAGUUCAUCAUCAUCAUCAAUAUAACAACAGUCAUAGUGUGCACAAUAAAGUGGCCGCAUUUCAAGCUCUCGAAAAACAGGUCCAACCGGUGGCAACUACCAAACCACAACUUCGAACACACCAAUCGGUACCAUCACAUCCAACCGAAAACUAUCAUCAUCCACUUUAUCGUGAUCCAAAUGUGCAUGUGAAGCAAAACAAUUGGCAACAAAAUAAAUACGGUUCGGUGGACAGUUACAUGCAAAAUACCGUGUCACCAAAGAUGCAGCAGACUUCAUACAACCCACUCUAUGUGCCAUUGGGCAAACAGCCAAGCCAAUCACCAUUGAAUCCACCAUACACACCGCCGCAUUCGAAUCAAAUGACACCAAAAUCACAAGUUUCUGCAUCGCCAAAUGACUUCCCAACUUACACAUACACCUCCACAGAUUACACCCAACCGACGAGCGUAUCAACAUUUGGCCCCGAAACAGUCACAUCACCAGUGAUUAAAGCUACCAUUUUACCCGACAACAGUUACUUGAAAUCGAAAUCACCGACGCGAACAAUGCCACCUCCACUGCUUGGAUCUUCGAAAUUGAAUCGUCAAAUGAAAACUGUCGAUGUGUACAGUUCAAAUGAAUAUCUCUCCGAACCGAAUAACUAUUAUCGAUCACCUCAACCAUUUUCACCCACAUACGAUUACAAUUAUGCACCCAGCCACACCAGUCACGAUUCACGACGCAGCUCUGGUGAAUUUAUGGCAACAUCACAAAUUAUGAAAUAUCCACAGGGUCAAACAGCAACGGUUGUUAAUAAAAUCACAACGCGGUACGAUGAUGAGAAACAAGCGGCCAAUUUGCGUACAUUCUUAACGAAUAAUCGAAAUGAGAAACGCCAAUCGGAAUAUAGUGAAAAGUCAAUGUCACCAUUGUCGGAGCCAAACUUUAGUCAUGUGAAUGAGACAUAUGUGCCACCGGUUGAAACUGUGCGCGUCAAACCGAACAAUAGCUUUGUAUCGAUGGAAAAUAUCUCGAGCGCACAAUAUAGUACGCCCGAACAAGGUGCACCGAUUUGCCUGCGGAACAAUACAUCUUAUUAUGGAUCGCACAAUGUGUUAGUUUCGAAUCAAAAUGAAUUUGCACCAAAGCCAUAUGAACUGCCCAAGCAGACAGUUCCACUCAGAAAAUUCGAACCGAGACCGAUGGAAAAUAGGAAAAUUGAUGCACCAGUGAAAUUGAACAGCUGCGGAGGACAAUAUAUUCAACCGAAAGUCGAUUCAAAUUUAGAUUUCAGCAAACCAACUUAUGGAAGGAAGCCUGCUGAUGGCAUACAGAAUAACGGAGUAAAAGGCACGAAUUUGAACAGAAGCCACACAAUUCAACAUCAACCCAAUAUUUCCAACUAUGAAAUUAAACGAAAGCAAUCACUUCCCGCACAGAACACGGAUUACUUUGAUUACUUGGAGUUUGACAAUCAUCAAAAUGUUGAUGAAUCAUCCCAUAAUCAAUACUUACCAUUUGGUGCAUUGAAAAAAUCGAAAUCAACUCAUACAUUGGCGCUGUUACAACAAUUCGAGUCGAAAGGUAACACGGAAGAACCUCCAUUGCCAUCGUACAUUAGAAGACCAGUUUUCAAUGAAACAAAACAACCGCAAAUUAAACCGAAGUCAAUUAUUAAGAAGGCACCCAGAGUUGAAGAAAGUAUACCUGUGCAACCAGCUCCAAAAUUUGUACAGCAGGCACCUAAACCAAUUCAACAAGUACCAAAACCGAUCCAGCAAGCGCCCAAACCGAUUCAACAAGCACCAAAGCCAAUUCUCCAGGCACAGCAUUCGAUUCAACAAGCACCAAAGUUGCCUCAACAACAACCGCCACUGCAGCCAUUUUCAAAAGUCGACACAUCAAUUCAGCCAAAGAGCCCUCCUCAAAGUACUCCAAUACGACCAAAAACACCUCCGAAAACUGUACCCGUUCGACCAAAAACUCCGCCAAAAAAAUUGCCCAUUCGUCCAAAGACACCACCACAACCUGCGCCAGUUCGAUCAAAAACACCGCAAAAACUUGAACCACCAGAAAUUACGGAAACUCCAUCGUCGCCAUUAGUUGAAGACGGUCACAUCAUUUACCCGGGACAAACAAAGGAAACGAAGCGUCGUGUUGCUCACUAUGCUCAAACACUAAACGCAAUGCUUAACCGUAAAUCGGUUGUAGUCGACGAUGAUGAAGAAGUUUGUGAAAAGAAAGAUUCGGCUAAAGGUGGUUUACAACGAUCAAAAUCGGGUACCCUGUUGACAGUGCCAAAGCAAUACGAAAGUGCCAUUAAGAGAUCGGAAGUGUUGGAAAAGGAACGAACAGUCGCCGCAUAUUUUUCCGGCAAUAAAUCACCACAAGGAUUGCAACGUUCAUCAUCACAGCACAGUGUCCAGUCAUCGGCAUCGAUACGAACGGUUGAGGAGCAAAAAUCCAAUACGAUCUCUCCGUCUGAAAUGAUGAGCAGUCGUACAACGACCACAAAAUCGGCACAUCAUCUCAAAAUCUUGCAAAAGAAACAAAAGUCAAUAUCGCCGAAUCCGUUGGCCAAAAGUCAAACGUUACCAAAUGUUAAUUUACUAGAUGAGAGCAAUGUCGAUGAUGCGUUUGACGAUUUGUUUGCUGAAUUUAAUCUGAGCAAAUAGACUCUUUAGCUUGAAAUUGUUGAGUUUCGUUCUCGAAUAAGAGAUGGUGCACUACGAGAUUCUUUAUAAGAAAAAAAAAACACAUUGUGAUCGAAGAGAACGAACGACUUUUCAGUAACUUGACCGAUGCUCGUAUGCACAUUAGACUGUUUUUUUAGGGAGUCAAUGCAUUUUAGUAUGCCUCUGUGGGGUUGAUUUUUGGGCGCACGCACGCAAUUUUUUUCUAUGAUUGACACAUAUAACAUAUUUAUAUCAUACAUAAUAACAACACAUGACUAACGCUACGAUAGACAAAAAGUGAUCAACAUUUUGGUUUUUUUUUUGUGUAAAAAACGAAUUAAAAUUUUAUUUUAAUUGAUUUUCUAUUUCGUUUUUUUGUUUGUUUGAAUACACGAAAAAAAGAGAGAUUUCUUUUUUUACAUUAUUAUUAUGAUGGAUUCGGUUUUUACUUUCUCACGUAUUGAAUAUAUGUUUUUCUUCUUUUCGUUUGUAGUUUGUCUCUUAAAUACUAAUUUUAAACGAUUUUUUAUUGGUAAAAUAAACUCUCAAUCGAAAUAUUUGCAAUUUCGAUAAUUGGUAGUUAUUUAAUAUCAGAGAAAAAAAAGAUAUUUUUAGCAAAAUAUUUUGUAUGAAAAACAUACAGAUCAAAAUAAUAAUAAUAAAAAAAAAUCUAUAAAAACAAUACACGCGAUAUAAAA
Molecule: messenger RNA, 5542 nt
Organism: Sitodiplosis mosellana (orange wheat blossom midge)
Lineage: Eukaryota; Metazoa; Arthropoda; Insecta; Diptera; Cecidomyiidae
Exons: 5
Coding region: 87-4844 (1585 amino acids)
Source: RefSeq, a predicted model, not a curated record